Molecule: messenger RNA, 759 nt
Organism: Bacidia gigantensis
Lineage: Eukaryota; Fungi; Ascomycota; Lecanoromycetes; Lecanorales; Ramalinaceae
Exons: 4
Coding region: 1-759 (252 amino acids)
Biological process (GO): protein folding
Cellular component (GO): cytoplasm
Source: RefSeq, a predicted model, not a curated record
AUGGACAUGCCAGUGAAUGUCCCAGUGGACAACCCUAAUGCCGACACCGAAUGGAACGACAUUCUCCGCGAGCGUGGGAUUAUACCACCAAGACCCUCCUCGCCUACCCCUAUCAUUCAAGAAGCUUUGCGCGAGGCACGGGAAAAGGCACAUGAAAACAGACUAGAGAACAAGGACCUCGAUGAAUUGGACGAGCUCGAAGAUGAAGAAGAUGAAUCGUUCCUAGAUCACUAUCGCCAACAGCGGCUAGCAGAACUUUCAAGCAUAUCAAGACAUAGCGUCUUCAAUCAGGUCUACCAUCUCCAGAAGCCUGACUACACCAAAGACGUCACUGAGGCCUCGAGCAAUGUGGUCGUGUUGGUACACCUCACAUCAUCACUGGGUACGAAUACAGAGUCUCGGAUCUUGACCGAAUUAUGGAGGGAGACAGCAAAAAAAUAUGGAGAGGUCAAAUUCUGUGAGAUGAAAGCGAACAUGUGUAUUGAGGGCUAUCCAGAACGGAAUACACCUACGAUUCUUGUCUAUAAAGAUGGGGAUAUCAAAAGGCAGAUAGUUACCCUAAAAGAAUUUAAGGGCAAAAGUACCUCAUUGAAAGACCUGGAGGCCUUGUUAGUAGACGUUGGCGCUAUCAAGUCUACCGACUCUCGAAUCAUCCGCCCUAACGAGGUCGAACAGGAUACUGAGGAUCGACCUGUCCGAUCUGGUAAAGUCUUCAGCACGGACGCUGGUGGCACUGCCCAUGAUGAUGACUGGGACUGA